Messenger RNA from Trypanosoma conorhini, 1557 nucleotides. RefSeq names its product actin interacting protein-like protein. Gene Ontology annotation, molecular function: FAD binding; catalytic activity. The transcript has a single exon. Lineage: Eukaryota; Euglenozoa; Kinetoplastea; Trypanosomatida; Trypanosomatidae. Gene Ontology annotation, cellular component: mitochondrion. The coding region runs from base 1 to 1557 and encodes 518 amino acids. The record is from RefSeq and is a predicted model, not a curated record.
AUGAGUGUUCUCUCUGCGGCGCGUCAGCGGGCUGCGCACUACGCCAGCCGGAAUCCCCUAUUCGCAAAGCUCAACGAAAAGCACCUGGAAUACUUCAACAACGUGCUUGCGGGGACAUGUAAAAAGGAGCAAGCCCCAGGGAGGCUGCUGACAGGCCCCGACAGAGUUGCCGCCUUCAAUAGGGAUUGGUUGGGUCAGGUGGAGGGGGAAUGCCCCGCGGUGCUGCUGCCCACCUCGACGCAGCAAGUGGCGGCCAUCGUACGCUACUGUCAGGCUGAGAGAAUUGGGAUUGUCCCACAGGGCGGGAACACCGGGUUGGUGUACGGUUCCUCUGCACUCCAUGACGAGGUCAUCCUGAGCCUGCAGGAAAUGAACGCCGAGCCUGUUAUCUCGGCAGAGACCAUGUCCACCGAGGCGGAGGCGGGCGUCAUCCUUGAGCAUUUGCAGGAAGCGGCCAAGGCCCAUAAUCUUCUCGUGCCUAUUACAAUGGGAUCAAAAGGGAGCGCGGAGAUUGGUGGCGUCGUAAGCACAAACGCCGGUGGUAUACACUUUGCCCGCUACGGAUCUAUGCACUCAAACGUACUGGGGCUGGAGGUGGUGACGGCGCAAGGCGAAGUGCUGGACAUGAUGUCCACCCUUCGAAAGGAUAACGCGGGGUAUGACCUGAAGCACCUUUUUAUUGGGAGCGAGGGCACACUUGGGGUGGUGACUCGUGUCAGCUUGAAGCUCUACCCCAUGCCGCGCUCCGCUCAGCUGGCCUUGUUCCGCCUCUCAACCUUCCAGGCUGUGCUGGAGCUCUACCGUUUGGCGCAGGAGCACCUCGCAGAGUGUCUCUCGGCCUUUGAAGUCAUCGACGGAGAGUCCCUCAUCCCCACCCCGGAGCAGGAGUUGCCCUUCACCCAAACCAGCAAGAGCGAGGCGUUCCGCGCCGGCCGAGACUUUACCAGCGCCUACUUCUGCGUUCUAGUUGAGACAAACGGCAGUGACGCAGAGCAUGACCUGGAAAAGCUCGCUCGCUUUGUGGAGGCGGCGGAGAACAGCCCUCUCUGUGCCUCAAAGGGUGUUCAGGGAAGCGCCUUCGAGCCCAUCCUCUCACAGUCGCUGGCACAGACGGCGCAGCUGUGGAAGGUACGUGAGGAAACCCCCGUGCGACUUGCCAGCGCCGGACUCACGUACAAGUUUGACGUCAGUUUCCCGCUCGACAAGUUUUACGACGUCGUGGAGCACGUCCGAGCGCUGGUCUACAAGGGUGGCAAGUUUGACCCCGACGAGGUUCUGGUUGUCGGCUACGGCCACUUCGGGGACGGCAAUAUUCACCUCAACGUUGUGGAUCGAACACGAAGGCAAGGUGACGCGCUCGACGCCGUGCUGUUCCCGUCCGUUUAUGAGUUUUGCGCGGCCCACAGUGGCUCCAUUUCGGCAGAGCACGGAGUCGGAGUGCAGAAGAAGGCCUACCUCGGUCUUUCGCGUAAGCCGGAGGUCAUCGCGUUGAUGCGAAGCCUGAAGCGGAUGAUGGACCCGAAUGGAAUUCUUAAUCCCUACAAAGUUCUUGAGUGA